Pieris macdunnoughi is the source of this 999-nucleotide messenger RNA. NCBI's taxonomy places the organism in Eukaryota, Metazoa, Arthropoda, Insecta, Lepidoptera, Pieridae. The record is from the annotation of a GenBank genome assembly.
AUGACUGUCACGCGGGUUGCAGAAUCCCGCACGGAAUUUAAAUUAAAAAGUCUCCCGGAGGACGCUAUAUCAAGUGUUAAGUUUGCACCGAAAUCGAAUCAGUUUCUCCUUGUAUCUUCUUGGGACUGUUCUGUUAGGCUCUAUGAUGUAUCUGCUAAUAUUGAAAGGCACAAGUACAAUCAUGAACUACCUGUACUGGAUGUUUGUUUUAGGGAUGUUGUACAUUCUUACAGUGGUGGCUUAGAUCAGACGUUAAAAAUGUACGAUUUAAACGCCACUACAGAAACUGUAUUAGGUGACCAUAAGGGUGCUAUACGUUGUGUGGAGUUUGCUGCAGAAGUGAAUGCCGUGUUAACUGGAAGCUGGGAUGGAACGGUCAAAAUGUGGGAUAGCAGAGUGCCUAAUUGUGUAGGAACAUACAAUCAAGGCAAUGAAAGGGUUUAUACAAUGAGUAUUGUAGGAGAGAAAUUUGUAGUGGGCACAUCCGGGCGGAAGAUCUUUGUAUGGGAUGUGCGUAAUAUGGGUCAUGUUAAUCAGAGGAGAGAAUCGUCACUUAAAUAUCAAACCCGUUGUAUAAGAGUAUUUCCAAACAAGCAGGGCUAUGUCCUGAGUUCUAUUGAGGGUAGAGUGGCUGUUGAGUACUUGGACAGCAAUCCCGAAGUUCAAAAAAAGAAAUAUGCAUUUAAGUGUCAUAGAAUAAAAGAAUCAGGUGUAGAAAAAAUAUACCCAGUGAAUGCAAUCAGUUUUCACUCCGUUUACAACACUUUUGCAACUGGUGGAUCCGAUGGUUAUGUUAAUAUUUGGGAUGGUUUCAAUAAAAAGCGACUGUGUCAAUUUCACAGAUAUAACACAGCAGUGUCGUCUCUGAGUUUCUCUCAUGAUGGUUCGGCAUUAGCUAUUGCCUGCUCCCAAUUAGAUGAGACGGAAGCUGAGGAUCCAAAACCAGAUGACACGAUCUACAUCCGAUAUGUCACAGACCAAGAGACAAAACCUAAAUGA